CUUGGAUUCAAUCUUUACGAUUUCUGAAAUUUACAUCUCCUUUUGACAUUCCCUUCCCCCGGAAACAUGGGAGUACUUCUAGCCGGUUCGCUCCUUGCCCUCUUGACUUAUACAUCCGCCACUCCAAUUGUGCAACAAACAUCUCGUUCAGGCUUCAUCGAUCUUCCCAAAAGCUAUGCUGCCCUCGGAGACAGCUUUGCAGCUGGUCUUGGCUCGGGAUUUUUCUUGAACAACUCCAGAGACGCUUCUGAUAUUGAAUGUAUUCGCCAAGAUGAUUCAUACCCGAGACAACUUCUCCAGUUCCUUCCUUUCUUGUUGCCUAAAGACCAUCCUUUCGAUUUCACCGCAUGCACCGGCGACGUGCUCGACGACAUUGACGGACAAAUAGCCAAACUUAUAGGAAGGAAAUUUGACGUCCUCACCGUCACUAUCGGUGGAAACGACUUCGGCUUUGAGGAGAUAGCAGUCGCCUGUGCCUACGCAAAAAUUAUCCCAGGUGUCGACGCCCAAGCAGUCUGUGACGCCGCCCUAGACGCCGCCUUCGCCACAGUUGAUGAUCCAGCCAUCCUCGACAAAUUCGAGCAGAAACUUGACCUCAUCAAAUCCUCAUCUCUAGCUCCAGGUGGAACAAUCUUCGUCACAGGGUAUGCUCAAUUGUUCGAUGGCCCUAUCGAAGGGGACGCAUGCGAUCAGAUUUCUUUCUUCCCAAUCGUAGAGCUCGCAGCUUUGAAUAUCACUUCCUUCAAUCGGCUCCGCUCGAACGACCUAACUCUUAAGAUCAAUGCUCUUAUUGAGAAGGCUGUGUCCAAAGCUGGCGACGAAUUCCAGUUCAUCGAUUUCGAUAAGGUGUUUGAGGGGAAGAGAUUCUGUGAGCAGGACAAUGAUGAUGAUCCUAUCGGCGCCAAUAAUCCUAAUGUCUUUUUCAAUGAUCUUACUACGAUUCUACCAACUCCCGGCAUUGCUCCACUUGAUAAGCAAACUCCCGGUUUAACCGGUGUUGAUAUCACGGAUCCGUUGCAGCAGGUUUCGGUUUUCCAUCCAAAGGGAUCGCUCCCUUAUACUCCCCUCGCUGCUGAGAUUGCUUUCAGAAUCCUGAUUGAUGCGCUCAAGAGUCAUGAUGUAGUUGUUGGUCCUGCUAAACACUGUGGUGGUUCAAAGCAUUGGCGACGUGGAGACGACUGUUGCUAUGAUAUCCCGGAUAAGUGUGCGAUGGUCAAGCAAGAAUGGAAGGAUGCUCCAACUGUUGUCUGUGAGAAUGGAGAUAGUUACGCCGCAAAGAUUGUAGCAUAAGAGCUGGAUGUGUGGUGUUUAAAACCUGACGGACUUGAAGUUGAUUCGAGUGAGACAUGGCAUGGCAUAGGCCAGCUGGGCCAGAUAUAGACAAAGACAACCAGGGGUCUUAUCUCGAAUCUCACUCUACUGUCUUUUAUAUAGGAGUUCAAGUGCGCCUCAAAACCAACGGAAAUUCUAUAGCUAUAUGAGCAAGAC
Messenger RNA from Hyaloscypha bicolor E, 1488 nucleotides. Its product is annotated as SGNH hydrolase. Bases 67 to 1290 code for a protein of 407 amino acids. Gene Ontology annotation, biological process: triglyceride catabolic process. Gene Ontology annotation, molecular function: triacylglycerol lipase activity. The transcript is spliced from 4 exons. The record is from RefSeq and is a predicted model, not a curated record. NCBI's taxonomy places the organism in Eukaryota, Fungi, Ascomycota, Leotiomycetes, Helotiales, Hyaloscyphaceae.